AGUAUGCGUAAGUGAAUGAUCCUGAGUACGAUACAAAUCAGUCGAACUAAACUCGUUUUUUUCUCAAUUUUGAGCCAAAUGUUCAAAGAUUGCAUUGGUUUAUAGAAUAUUGAUAUAUUUUUCUUUGAUUCAACCUUGAAAUCAUUACCUUGUACAGCUCAUUUUACGCGUUUUUGUGUAAAACAUCGUAUGUCGUUUGGAUAUUCGCGGUAAGACUAAACUCCCGCCAGUGAGUACUUCGGUCACUGGACGAUCUCUUACGCGCCGACUGCUGUGUAUGUUUGGGUAGCUCUCCCGCUAUACAGCUAGCUUUCGCGGGGAAUGACGGAUUGAGCAGUAGAACUUGCCGAGUAGUGCUGGAGAAGCUGGAAGAUUCCAAAGACAAUUUCGCGUUCAGCAGAAGAUCAUCUAGCCUACUACUAGAACUGUGUGAGAAAGCUGUGAAAGACAGGACAAGGCAAGGAAAUAUGUCUCGGAGGAGUGGUCGUUUACAAUCAAGACAGGACAAUCAGCCGUUAUCAGAGUGCAUUUCAGACGAAAAUAAUCUUCCAAUGUGUACAAGAAAGAGGAAAACAAGAGAACAGGACACGACUGGUGUAUCAAAAGCUGAGGAAGUUCAAAGGAGAAGACAGCAAUUUACGAUAGAGAACCGAUGGGUACCAAUCUCUGAGUCAUCGUCAAUAGAAACAUCUCUUCUAGUUCCAAUGCAAACCAAGGAACCAUCAACUCCUUCAGAAGAACUAAUGGACACUGCCAAUUGGGUCACAUUCCGAAACCUGUUUCCAGCCCAUGUAUCAGACCGAGCUUCACCCGUCCCCCUGCUACACUGGGAUGAUCUUCCAGAAGUAUGGACCAUAAUGACGAGGAAGGAGGCCCUCUGUCCAAGGAAGCAUGAUUGUCUAAAGAGUCAUCCAUCGCUGGGAGAGAGAAUGAGAGCUAUCCUUCUAGAUUGGCUUAUUGAAGUGUGUGAAGUUUAUAGGUUACACAGAGAGUCAUUUUAUCUAGCAGCAGACUUUGUAGAUAGGUAUCUAGCAGCCAAAGAAAACGUUCCAAAGACGAAGCUUCAGCUCAUUGGUAUCACAUCAUUAUUCGUUGCUGCAAAGUUAGAAGAAAUCUACCCGCCCAAGCUGCAUGAAUUUGCCUAUGUAACGGACGGAGCAUGCACAGAUGAUCAGAUCCUAGAUCAAGAACUCAUCAUGUUGAUGACGCUGAACUGGGACUUGACACCAAUCACUGUCAACACCUGGCUGAAUGCUUUCAUGCAGAUCUGUAAUGCUGAGGAGAUAGCCCAUAGAAAGACCAACUUUCACUUCCCUUCAUACUCAUCGACUGAGUUUGUUCAAGUAGCACAGCUUCUGGAUGUAUGUACCCUAGAUAUCGGUUCGAUGGACUUUGACUACAGUAUCCUAGCAGCAUCUGCUCUCUAUCAUGUAACCAAUGAAGAGGUCACAUUGAGUGUAACAGGAUUGAAGUGGGAUGACAUAGCAGCAUGUGUCCAGUGGAUGUCAACAUUUGCCAUGACGAUCCGUGAAGUGGGCGUGGCUCAGCUCAAGAACUUCAAGAAUAUCUAUGCAGGAGAUGCACACAACAUUCAGACACACUGCUCAAGUCUAGAAUUAUUGGAUAAAUCACAUGAGAAACAAAGGCUGUUGAGAGAAGCAUCUUGCUACAGCCCCGUACAGGUGCCUGGUGUCCUGACCCCUCCUCAGAGUGAUAAGAAGACAAAGAAGGGUGUUCUAUGAUAGAGAAGGGAUAUGCCACCAGUCUUGGCCAGCCAUAUCAAUGUAUUAGCAGUAGGUAGUUUCUUUUUAAUGAAGGGGUUUCCCCUUCCCAUGAUAUUUCUUCUCUCUUAGAUUUCAAAAGGGCUUUUCCUCUUUCAAGUCAGUUUAUUGUAAGUAGUUAAGAUAUAGAAUAUUAAUUAGGACUGUGAUGGAGGUUUAGACUAGAGAAAACGUAUAUGUAGUGUCAGUAUGACGAAUAUAUCUUCUCAAUAAAACACAUUAUCUUACUUUAAAAGUUUAGGGACAUUAAAAAAACAUAUUAAUUUGGAAGGGGGAUCAUAUGUAUUUUCACCCUCGUCAAUUUGAACAUAACAUGUUUUCCCCUAAUAUGGAGACUUGCGUAAGUUAUCCCAUUUUGUCUUCCAAUUUACUUGUCUUGCUGUAAUUUUUUAGUGAAGUAUGUUGUUCAAACUGUUUUUAAUAUCAAAUUGUGAAUACGAAGGCCAUCCUUCCAUAACAAAAAACCUAAUUCCAAGCCUAAUUAAUAUCAACAUAUCUUCUUUUAGAUCAGGUCAUGCAAAAUUGUGAUACUGCAUAAUUUUUGAAAUACAGAUUAUACAACUAAUUAAAUGUUUUGUUCAGCCUUUAGGUUACAAUAGGAAUAUAGUUUGACAUUGUAGUUGAGAAAUAGUUAGAAAGUUAUCAAUUCUUGUACAUUUACAGAAAUUUUAAAAGAUGCAAAACAGGGUGUCUUGUGAAUGUAGACUUGUACAGAAGGUUGUUUUUUUCUUCACUGAAAUAUGAUGUAAAUGAGUAAAUCUGAGUGGUAUAAUGACAUUUGUAUUUAUUCUGAGCUAUUUAUUUUAGACAUAUAAAUAUAUUUGCCAGAAGAUAUUAAGAUAUUUGCUCACUGAAACUGAUUCAUAUGAUGUGCCUGUCACCAAAAACACCUAGGUUAGUUAGUUGCAUAUAUGUUCAUAUUUCAUUGAAUCGUUGCAAAUAUGUACACUGUUAUUUGAAAAUUCUAUUUUAUAUUUAGGUUCAGUGACAUUUUUUAAAAACAAUUUCAAGGAUCUAGCCUGGUCUGAUGGUGAUAAGCACAUUUAUGAAAAUUGGAAUAGUUAUGAUAUUAAUUUACUCAAGGAGGAAAAGCCCUGUUGAAUUUAGAGUUUGUAUUGUGCCACAUCUUUUUGGUAGCUCUUUUACCUGUGCGCAUCAGAAAUAGUUUGAUUUCUUUGUUGUAUUUAUCAUUCUCACAUUGGAUUUUGUUGUGGAGACACAUGCAAGUUGUCAUGGCAAUGAUUCUGUACAGAUAAUAUAUUUUAUAGUUAUGAGUAACCAUAUAUUUUUGUUUGAAUUGCCUGUAUGAUGUAUUCAUCCAAAUGUACUCAAAUAGGAAUUAUUUUCAAUGCAAUUAUUAAGCCUUGGAUAUUUGUAAAUUGUUGGGUGUUUUUUUGUUGCAAUUUGUACUAUUUUCUGAGUUUGAAUCUAAUAAUGGUGCUUUGUUUAUGAGAUACAGUAUCAUUACAAUUUACUCAGAUGUUUAUAUUGAAUUGAAAUGGCGGACUAUAUAUAACAUGAUUGUCAUGAUGAGUAUUAUAACCCAUAGCGUUUGACUAUCAAACCUUCAAGAACAUGGCAAAAGACAUUCUGCUGAUAUUUGUCUGACAAAGAAUGACAAUUGUUAGGAGUGAGUAAUUUUUACCGAUCCCUUUUAGUUUACUCCUACAAGGGCUGAAUAUAUUCAAUUUGUUCACUGAUACCGUAUAUUGAAAAAAACAGUUAUGUGUGCUUAUAUAUUUCCUCAUGGGAAAGUACUGUUGAAAUGCCUCAGAAUAGUAAAAUAAAAAAAUCUUAUUUCAUUACCACUUGCUGCAUUAUUAUUCAAAUACUUCUGUUUGAUAUUGGUAUGUAUGUGAUUGGAAGACGACAUAAUGUAUUUUAAUGUCCCUCACCAGAAGUGGAAUUACAGCUUCACUAAGCUCUAUGAUUAUCACUGAAUUAAGUAACUCUCAGUGUGGAAGUAUAGUCUUAAGAUGAGAUUCUGAUUUCAUAUAAGUCUGCCCAUUUAGAUUGAUAACUAGCAUAUAUUUCAGGUAUUUUGGGUCUCAAUUCAAGAACUUCUGUCUAGCUGUCUAAGAAAAUGUUUGAAUAUUUGUUUAUGUCAACUUGUUACAUUCCUACAUUUUGUAAUAUUAUUCUAGCUCUCGUAAAGGUAACACCAGUGGGUAUACUUUUCCCGUACUGAGUUCAAAACUACAAUGUAGUGUAAGUAGCUAGGAGAAUUUUAGCAGUUUUUAAUGUCAUCAUUGAAGGAAGCAGUGUCUGUCUAAUUGUUCUGUAUCAUAAAUAUUAAUGUUUUGUUGAUUUAGGAUGCUUUUUGUGUGUGGUUAAUUUGUUUGACAGUUGUAUUGCUUCACUUUAUUAUUUUUUCUUGUUACAAAAACUCAGGGCACAAUGCAUGAAAUUCAGCAUUCGCUUACUCUGCAAAGAUAAUUGUUUGUCAGAACACAAUGUUGUAUUUCAGUUACCCAGUCAAGAGUCAGCUUUGUAAAAUCUCUAAAAGUUUGUUCUGCAAAUACCACCUGUAUGUCAUGUAUGCACCUAUUCAUCCAUUUACUGAUGCAAAAAUUUGUUAUGAAAACUUGUCUUCCUUUUAAUGUCCACAAAGCAGUUAGUAAUAAGCUUUAUUUUGCACAUGACUUCCAAAGACUAGACACUAACAGGUGCAGAACAAUUGGACCCCAAAUUCCACAAGAUAAUUGCCAAAUAUUCAGCAUUUCAUUACUCUUUUUGUUAUAUAUUUGUUACAGGUUUGUUUGUUGUUUUUCUUGUUCUAUUUGAUUACUUGUUUUCUCUCUAAAUGGCCUUGGCAUAUUUUCUGAGGAAAAACAAAGGAUCUAGAAAAAACACUUCAUUCCUUUGCAUAUUUAUCACAUUCUGUUCAGAGUAGGACCAGAUGUUUCUUUUCUUUCUGUUUUCUCUGUGUUUUUGUAAUUUUGUUUGUUGAUUCUCCAAUUGUUUCAUUUUGUAUUCUGUUCAGUACAGAUGAUUAUUUAUUGUUUCUACGUCUCUAUUUUGUUUCUAUUUUGAUUCUGUAUAAAAGGCAUUCUUCAGAUUGUGAUUUGUAUAUUUCACUUAAUCUCCUUAUUUCCUUUAUACUGUACAUGGUAUGAAUUGGGCAAUUCUGUGUGUUUUUAAGUGAAGCAAAUGAGAUUUUAGAUAAUCAUACUUCAAUCCAAUGAAAUUUAAAUUAAUCCUUUUCAAAUUGAGCUCAAUUAACUUAUUUCCAGUAAUUAUAUCUUUGUUGUUGAAAUAUGUAAUGCAAUCACUAUCAAGAUCCAUGUAAAGUUGAGGAAAUUUGAUAUUUCCAACCUCUUUUCAUUUUAACGUAUCUGGUAUUGAUCUUUCUAUAUUAAGUUUGCUCUGAUUUGUUCUUGCUCAGUCUUUGAAAUUUUUAUAUAUUGAAUAAAGUGAAUGAUACCAUUUUCAA
Messenger RNA from Strongylocentrotus purpuratus (purple sea urchin), 5214 nucleotides. RefSeq names its product G1/S-specific cyclin-E (gene ccne1). The transcript is spliced from 12 exons. Gene Ontology annotation, biological process: G1/S transition of mitotic cell cycle; regulation of cyclin-dependent protein serine/threonine kinase activity. Gene Ontology annotation, molecular function: cyclin-dependent protein serine/threonine kinase regulator activity. Gene Ontology annotation, cellular component: cytoplasm; nucleus; cyclin E1-CDK2 complex. Lineage: Eukaryota; Metazoa; Echinodermata; Echinoidea; Camarodonta; Strongylocentrotidae. Bases 468 to 1742 code for a protein of 424 amino acids. The record is from RefSeq and is a predicted model, not a curated record.